AUGGAAGCAGUCGUCCGCGAGCUCCAGAGCGAUGCGCAGCUAAGCGUGUUUCUGAGCCCAGAGUGUGACGUGAGCGCGAUCGCCAGUGCAGUCGUAGCCCAAGAUUCGGUCCAAGGAAGCACUAGCGGAUCCUCUCCAUGCCGUGGACGUAAUGCUAUAGCUCAACCGGGUGAAGAGGAAGAUUUGAGUCGAUCAGAGCAGUUUGUCAAGUGUCUGAACCGUGCCGUGCAGCGCAUUGAUGGCGUCAUCUCCGAGCACAUUGGCGAGCACCACGCGACACUAUUGGACCAAGUGGGAUCGGUGGACGAGCUCUUGAGCCACGUGACGUCAGUCCAGAGCUCUGUGGGGGAUUUGAAGCAGUCGGUGCACUCACUAGAGACGCUAAUGCGCAAGCAGCAUGCGAAUUUGCGUGACACGAUCCAGCGCUACCGCAACGUCGAACAGUGUGGAGACAUUGUACGGAGAGUGCUGCGCUUUCAGCAGCUAUCUGAUCGUGUUUUAGGAUCAGAGCUGAAUCCUGUUGAUGCUGCAUCGACGGAAGGGACAGUUGACAGUCGAAGCAGUCUAACACGAGACGCGAGACAGCACGAGAUGGUCUCGGUGGCAAUUGCGAUGAGGGAGAUGGAGGUGAUGGUGCAAGAUGAGCGAUUUGGGGAGGUCAGCGUCGUGCGUGCCAAGGUUCCAGCUAUACGCAAGCUUGGUACUGAUAUGAAGCGUGAGGUGCGCACUUCGCUGCGUUCAGGUAUCGAGAGUUUGAGUCAGGCAGAUGUCGGCGACGCACUACAAGUACUUUUCUACUUGGGCGAUUUGAGUGCAGCGGUUCAAGCUUCUGUGAAUGACGUGAUUCAGGAAGUGGAACGUAAGUGUACCGCCGCUAUUUCAGAGGAUACAUUGGUGCGCUCCGGUGGUGCUAGCGUCAGAAGCUCGGACCCAAGUCAUGCGUCAACUUCGGGUAGCAUUGUGCAAAAGUCUGACUUAUGGAAAGCGCUAGAGGAUGUGUUUGAUGCUAUCCGCGUCCAUGCAUUUCCAAGUAUGGAAUAUGCAGCGCGUGCUACAAAAGAUGUUGGACCCUGCAUCAGGCAAGAAGUAUGUCGAUUUGGUACUCGAGCCAGAUGA
Messenger RNA from Peronospora matthiolae, 1116 nucleotides. NCBI's taxonomy places the organism in Eukaryota, Oomycota, Peronosporomycetes, Peronosporales, Peronosporaceae. The record is from the annotation of a GenBank genome assembly.